This is a messenger RNA of Salvia miltiorrhiza (redroot sage), 1498 nucleotides long. RefSeq names its product RNA pseudouridine synthase 5. Gene Ontology annotation, molecular function: pseudouridine synthase activity; RNA binding. The record is from RefSeq and is a predicted model, not a curated record. The transcript has 13 exons. The coding region runs from base 171 to 1220 and encodes 349 amino acids. Lineage: Eukaryota; Viridiplantae; Streptophyta; Magnoliopsida; Lamiales; Lamiaceae. Gene Ontology annotation, biological process: pseudouridine synthesis.
AGUCGUGAUUAAGUGAACUACUACUAUUAUUAUUAUAGAUUUACACUUCUUUAAAAUUCGACAAACAACGAUUUUACUAUCGAAUUUUUUCAGACUUAAUUAGAGGUUUUAGAGCAUCAUUUUACAACGAUUUUAUUUUCGUCACCAAAUUUCAACUUUGUACAACAAAAAUGGUGGCAUUCGGCGAGCCGUGGCCGGAAUUUAACGCCGGAAUAUGUUACCGCGACCUGAUCCGCCGCUCCGACUCCGGCGCGACGCUGAUUGAGUUCUACUCGAGAAGAUACAAAAGUUCAGCACCGUUACACGGCUGGCUGCAGAGAAUUCACAAUAAGCAGAUUACAAUUGAUGGUUGUGUAGUGACUGAUCCUGAUGCGAUUACCAGGGAAGGUGCUGAAUUGGUUUAUCAUCGGCUUCCUUGGAAAGAGCCUGAUGCUCCAUACUUGCUGGAAAUUCUAUACGAAGACAAUGAUGUGAUUGCUCUUAAUAAACCCUCGGGAUUACAAGUUCUACCGGGAGGAUUGUUCCAGCAGCGAACUGUCUUGACACAACUCCAACGGCAUGCAGGCAAUCUGGAGGUAUCAGGAUGUCAAGAGCCCCAUCCUGUUCCAGCUCAUCGGCUUGGAAGGGGCACAUCAGGAGUACUACUUUGUGCCAAAACAAAGCUCGCGAAGUGUCGUCUUGCAGCAUUUUUUGCUGAUGGGACAUCAGUGGUUGGGGUAUCUAGGAACAAUGAUCCUCUACAGAAAACAACAAGGAGUAUAACAAAACUAUAUCGAGCCCUAGCAAGUGGAGUGAUCCUUGAGGAUGAGGUUGUGAUUGAUCAUCCCAUUGGUCUAGUUAAGUAUCCUGGUGUAGCCCAGGGGUUGUAUGUAGCCUCUCCUUCAGGGAAACCAGCCUUGAGCAAAGUAACAGUUCUGGAAAGGAAUGAGCGGAGCAAUUCCACAUUAGUCCAGGUUGAAAUCAAAUCUGGGAGACCUCACCAAAUCCGCAUCCAUCUUUCUUUCAUUGGGCAUCCUCUGGUCGAUGAUCCUCUUUAUGGCACGGAUGGGCAACCGAAGUAUACAGAUCAUGAAAUCAUCAAUGAAAGUUUUGGUCAAGAUGGAGGUUAUGAGAGGCCUGAAAAACCCGUUCCUGGUGAUUGUGGCUACCAUUUACAUGCUCAUCGCAUAGCUUUUGCCCAUCCUGCAACAAAUGAGCAAAUCUCUUGGUUUUGCAGAUAAUUGACAUCAUUGCUCCUCUCCCACAUAUUCUACGGCUGCUAGGAGAAUCAUCUAAAGCAGAAGAGGGUAUGUAAGCGUUACCGUUAAAUUUGUACUAUUUCCAUCGCUGUUUACUAUACAAAAAAUAUACACUAGCUAGCAAUCCAUAUUUUUUCCAUUGUAAUUAUACCUUUGAAGAAUUAUUUUCGUAGAUGAUCAGGCUCUCUUUUUAUUGUUCGUAUUCUCUUACUGGGAUUGCGAAAAAUAAAAAGUAAAAGAAUAACAAGUUUUAGGUUUCU